AUGUCUUCUUCAAACUUCUUAUUUUUCUCACUAGCUCUACUAAUCCUCACACUCUCCCCCAUACCAAAUUUUGCUUCUUCUUCUUUAGAGGAAGCCAAUGCUCUUCUUAAAUGGAAAACAAGCCUUCAAAUCCCAAACAAUUCCUUGGUUUCUUCAUGGAUUUCCCUCCCUUUGAAUUCUAGUGCAUUAGUUCCAUGCACUUCUUGGUUUGGAGUAGUUUGCAAUGCUGAUGGGAGCACUCAGAGGCUAAACCUUAGUUCAUGUGGCUUAAACGGUACACUCCACCAAUUUCCAUUCUCUUUGCUACACAAUCUUACAUAUCUUGAUCUCACUAUAAACAACUUCUUUGGCCCCAUCCCACAAGAAAUCCGACUCCUCUCCAAACUUGUAUAUCUUGAUUUUUCAGUGAAUAAGUUUUCUGGAGUAAUCCCACCUGAAAUUGGAACCCUGCACCAACUAUCCAUCUUGUACCUAAACUCAAACAAUAUAUCUGGCUCAAUUCCUUCAUCAUUGGGUAAUUUGAAGUCUCUCACUAAGCUUAGUUUGAGUCGUAAUCAACUUAGUGGUUCUAUUCCGUCAACAUUGGGUUAUUUGACAACGUUGAAUGUCCUUUAUUUGUACUACAAUCAACUCUCUGGUCCCAUUCCUAUUGAACUUGGGAAUUUGAAGUCUCUCACUGAUCUUCAGGUGAGCAACAAUCAGCUUAAUGGUUCCAUUCCUUCAUCAUUGGGUGAUUUGACAUCCUUGAAUGUCCUUUAUUUGUACUACAAUCAACUCUCUGGUCCCAUUCCUAUUGAACUUGGGAAUUUGAAGUCUCUCACUAAGCUUGGUCUGAGUAACAAUCAACUUAGUGGUUCUAUUCCUUCAUCAUUGGGUGAUUUGACAUCUUUGAAUGUCCUUUAUUUGUACUACAAUCAACUCUCUAGUCCCAUUCCUAUUGAACUUGGGAAUUUGAAGUCUCUCACUGAUCUUGAGGUGAGCAACAAUCAGCUUAAUGGUUCCAUUCCUUCAUCAUUGGGUGAUUUGACAUCUUUGAAUGUCCUUUAUUUGCACCACAAUCAACUCUUUGGUUCCAUUCCUAUUGAACUUGGGAAUUUGAAGUCUCUCACUGAUCUUGAGGUGAGCAACAAUCUGCUUAAUGGUUCCAUUCCUUCAUCAUUGGGUGAUUUGACAUCUUUGAAUGUCCUUUAUUUGUACUACAAUCAACUCUCUGGUCCCAUUCCUAAUGAACUUGGGAAUUUGAAGUCUCUCACUCAUCUUCAGGUGAGCAACAAUCAGCUUAAUGGUUCCAUUCCUUCAUCAUUGGGUGAUUUGACAUCCUUGAAUGUCCUUUAUUUGUACUACAAUCAACUCUCUGGUCCCAUUCCUAUUGAACUUGGGAAUUUGAAGUCUCUCACUAAGCUUGGUCUGAGUAACAAUCAACUUAGUGGUUCUAUUCCUUCAUCAUUGGGUGAUUUGACAUCUUUGAAUGUCCUUUAUUUGUACUACAAUCAACUCUCUGGUCCCAUUCCUAAUGAACUUGGGAAUUUGAAGUCUCUCACUCAUCUUCAGGUGAGCAACAAUCAGCUUAAUGGUUCCAUUCCUUCAUCAUUGGGUGAUUUGACAUCUUUGAAUGUCCUUUAUUUGCACCACAAUCAACUCUUUGGUUCCAUUCCUAUUGAACUUGGGAAUUUGAAGUCUCUCACUGAUCUUGAGGUGAGCAACAAUCUGCUUAAUGGUUCCAUUCCUUCAUCAUUGGGUGAUUUGACAUCUUUGAAUGUCCUUUAUUUGUACUACAAUCAACUCUCUGGUCCCAUUCCUAUUGAACUUGGGAAUUUGAAGUCUCUCACUGAUCUUCAGCUGAGCAACAAUCAGCUUAAUGGUUCCAUUCCUUCAUCAUUGGGUGAUUUGACAUCUUUGAAUGUCCUUUAUUUGUACUACAAUCAACUCUCUGGUCCCAUUCCUAUUGAACUUGGGAAUUUGAAGUCUCUCACUGAUCUUCAGUUGAAGCAACAAUCAGCUUAA
This is a messenger RNA of Lactuca sativa (garden lettuce), 2004 nucleotides long. The record is from RefSeq and is a predicted model, not a curated record. NCBI's taxonomy places the organism in Eukaryota, Viridiplantae, Streptophyta, Magnoliopsida, Asterales, Asteraceae.